UUCCCGCCCUCGCAUACGCCUACUCUUCUCUCAUUUCCCCCUCUAGUGUCCCUCGGGUGGUGUCUAUAAAUACAUCAUUUCUCCUCCAUUUCAGUCGCACACGACACACUACUAGUCUCUUUGACAACCCAAAGCUGCUUGCCCUUUCCCUCACUACUCUUUUGAGACUUUCCUUCUCCUUCCUCCACAAUGGCUGUUAUGACUAGGGUUCUUAUUAUUGCUUCUCUACUACUUGUCCUCUCUCUUCACCUUCUCCACGUCGUUCAGGCUGACGACCAACUGGAGAGUACCAACGCACAGAACACCCUUCCCAAGACCAUAGAUUGUGGGUCCGCAUGUGCAACAAGGUGUCAGCUAUCGAAAAGGCCACGACUCUGCAAAAGGGCUUGUGGGAGUUGUUGCUUCCGAUGCCAAUGUGUACCUCCGGGCACUUCCGGCAACACUGAUGUUUGUCCUUGCUACGCCACCAUGACCACCCACGGCAACAGACUCAAAUGCCCUUAGAUCUCGUCUAAAGACCCCUCUCCCACCAACAAAAAAAAAAAUGAUUUGUCUUUCUUAAAUUUAAAAUUUUAUUAAAUAAACCCAGCUUCUAUUAUUCCACAGUUCCGAACAUUCCCCCCAAUGUAAUAUUACUCAAUAAUAAGAGAGCCUUUCGUGUUCUGUAAAUUGUGUCAUUGGUAUGUAUGGAUAUUCCUUCUGUAUGUGUUAUUGUUUUCUAUUGUCCCAAAGUUGAAAGAGUUAAUUCACUCACUUGUCUUUCUUGUGUUCUUUAA
Messenger RNA from Macadamia integrifolia, 776 nucleotides. Its product is annotated as gibberellin-regulated protein 1-like. NCBI's taxonomy places the organism in Eukaryota, Viridiplantae, Streptophyta, Magnoliopsida, Proteales, Proteaceae. The transcript has 3 exons. The coding region runs from base 190 to 504 and encodes 104 amino acids. The record is from RefSeq and is a predicted model, not a curated record.